AUGCAUCUUCUUUAUCUAACGGAAAGAGAAUUUUCUGAUGAUGAUUCAAAAACAAGUGCUGAUGAAAUUGCUGCAUCGCAGCAAUUAUUUGAAGUUUUAAAAUCAUUUAUAGACAGCUAUUUUAAUGAACUCGAUGUGUACGAAACUCUCGACUUUGAUGAUGAAUAUGAUGAAAUAACUGAAGAAGAAGAAAGUACUGAUGAAGAAGAUGAAAGCAUCGAUGACAUGGAUGAUUUUGAUGAAAAUCAACAAAUGCAUAUUUAUAAUCAAUUUACAUUGGAAGAAAUGGAAGAUAUAAUCGAAUGGGCUGAUCAACAUCCAAAUUAUAAGUUUACGACUAUUAAACAUAGAUUUCGAAGAGUCAAAUUCCCCAAUUAUAUAUCAAGAUUUCGAGAAUAUAUUAAAGAGAAUGGCACAAGACUUGAAAAACUCGAUAAAAUCAAGCAGUUUAUGUGGGAUGAAUUUUAUAUCAAGAGAACUAUUGAAAAAGAAGCUGUUCAUGAUACUGAUUUAGAACGUUUUGCAAUUCAAAAAGCAAGAGAAUUAAAUUGA
Messenger RNA from Rotaria socialis, 552 nucleotides. The record is from the annotation of a GenBank genome assembly. NCBI's taxonomy places the organism in Eukaryota, Metazoa, Rotifera, Eurotatoria, Philodinida, Philodinidae.